Molecule: messenger RNA, 13731 nt
Organism: Xyrichtys novacula (pearly razorfish)
Lineage: Eukaryota; Metazoa; Chordata; Actinopteri; Labriformes; Labridae
Source: the annotation of a GenBank genome assembly
AUUCAUAACGUCGAUGUUGCUUUGAUUAGAGGCUCGCACACUUGUCUCGUCGCAGAAAUGAGGAGAUGGUGAUGAUGAUGAUGAUGAUGAUGACAGUACGUGCCUCUCUCCGCCCUCACUGAAGGAGCAGGCUGCGUCAAACGUGCUCCUCCUCUCCCUUUCGCCGUUGUGCGCUUCCCAUCCCCAUCACCGGAGCACCGACAGGUAACAGCUAUAUCGUGUUUGUGCUGAUCUAGGAAUAAAAGGGCUUGAAACAGCUUUUUUAAAUCCACUAUAGAUGCUUUAUAAGGUAGGCUGUUUGUUGAUGGAGACGUUUUGGUGAGGCUGUCGGUUUGGAUUUGAUGGUCUUCCUCCCUUUAGCCAAAAGAUUUAGUGCGACUUAUCCUAAUAUUAUGUCGCAGGUUGUUUGUCUGGCUUGUUUAUUUCUUCUUAUUGAGACAGAGCGUGUGUUUUGGGGUUGUCAGCCUCUCGCUGUUAUGCGCACCAGCCGGCUGUGGAUUGUCUUGUCAGCAGGCUGUGAGGACGCUUUGACGUACCGCUAAAUUCAGUAUGCCAAUCAAUGUGACGCUGUGAGGAAUCACAGCUUUAAACUCUAAUGAAUCAGGACUGAUCAUGGACUUUAUAAGAGUGUAAAUAUGAUGCUCAGUGUGUUUAGGCGUACAUGUGUUUAUAAUCGUUUGUGUGCGCGUACAUCUAAAACCUGGCAUGAGUCCAUAAAGGAUAAUGUUUUUGCUUAAGUUAUUGGUAACACUUUAAAAGAACCAUAACUUAUUAAUGGCAAGUAGACCAUUUAUAAAUGGUGAGCAGAUAGUUUAUUAUUGUUUAAUCAUCAUUUAGUAUUACAAACAUCAGUUUCAACUAUACAAUAGCCAUCUAAGUAAUGUUUAUAGAUGGUUUAAAAACCAAAUAUUAACCAUUUACAAAGUGCUACUGACACACAUUUUCAUCUAGAUGUUUUACAACCAAUAUUUAAACCCUAUAUAAACAUUUAAUAGAUAGUCCAUUAAUAAUUAAUGAAAAUGAUUAACCAUAAUUUCAUCGCUUGUUAAUGGUAAAGUAACUAUUAACUUAUAUUAAUGAACCAUCUAUUUGCCAUUUAUAAUUGGUCUAUAUGCUGUUUUUAAAUGAUGAUUAAACAUUAAUAAACUAUCUAUUUACCAUUUAUAAAUUAUGGUUAUUGUUAAGUGUUACCAAGUUAUUUAUUAGCCUGUAAAAAUCAAAAAGAAGACAAGUUUUUAUGGCUAAGUGUACUCAGCAUUUGCCUCACAAAUAUAAAGGUUUUAUAUUGUUUAUAAUGUCAAUCAAAUGUGGGUUGGGAUGAAUACAAAAGCCAUUAUGAUGAUGUCUCCAGUUUUAAUGAACUUUUAAAGGUCUCUGUCACAAGUUCUGAUGAAUUAUGGUGGAAAAAUGAUCAUAAACAUGAAUAAUCUGCCUCUCUUCUUCAGGGUUUCUGUCAGGAUCCCUUAGGCGUAAAUACGAUCAACAUUUAACACUCUUCUCUUCCCCUCAGGAUGGAGGCUCUGCUAAAUGAGUGGCUAUGGCAGGAGAAGUUUUGGCUCCCCCCUGGUGUCGGCUGGAAGGACAUUCAGACGCAGGGGGCCGAUGGACGCUUUCCUCUACCAAGGGAUCUUAUCUACACCCUGCCACUGGCCUUUGCCUUCAUAGCACUCAGAUACGUCUUUGAGAGGUGAGACACACCUGCUUCCACCACAGCUAAACCCUGGAAUCCUAGAUAUAAGCUCUUCCUCUAAAGGUUUACAGUGGACCUACAACUCAAAAAUGACGUGUUGCAAGGAAACAGUCAAGCACAAUGGUUAUUUCUUUGUGCCUGACUUCCUCUUUCACCUCACUGGUCACGCUGGCUGGCUAACUGGUUUGCUGUCUGUGUGGCUCCGGAUAAUGGCUCCUUUAUCCUUCAUUAGAUCGAGGGCGUAGAUCAGACAGCUAGUGGGGGGCGGGCAUCAUGAGCAGACAGUUUUUAGUUGCUGACUGUGUGAAAGCCUUCCCUCCUCCUCCUCAGGGAAAAGCCCUAUAAGAAGUGAUGUAAAUGCUGCAGGGAGAAGGCGGAUAAUUGAUCUGAUAAGACAGCUUUAUGGGGGACUUCUUUACAGCAGCUGUUAUUUCUGUGAAAAGUACAGAAAGUGGGUGAAACUCACUUGAAAUAGCCACCGGUGCUAUUCACAGUCACGCUAUCUGGUGCUGUACAUUCUCUGCAGACUGUGUGUGGAAGUAUACCCACGAGUGGAUGUGGAUGUACAGCAAGACAAAACAGGUGAAUGGAAAAACUUGACCUUAAAUCCCCAGUCGGGCUUAUUAAGACAAUCCUGCUGAGGCAUCUAGAGACUGCCUUGUAAAGGUCGCAACACCUCUGAGCUGGAAAGGGGAAGUGAGUGUUAUCCUCAUUAUGAAAUGACAACAAUGGGCAAACCUGACAACAGGAGCCACAGGAGGUGGAGUUUUGUCAUUUUUGAGGCACGUAAAUGCCACGUAGAUGACCAUAAACUGAUCAGUAUUUUGAUGUUUGUGAUUACUGAUCUGGAAAAACAAUAACAAAUAACCAAGACACUCACAGACACUAUGUAAGUGUUUUAAUUAUCGAAGAAAUUAUUAGACGAAAACAAAUAGCUGAGGCAGCCCUCACAGUCAGUCUGCGUUUACCUGACUUUAAUGUACCGUACCUACAAUGUUUACCGUCUUCUAAUGUCCCUUAGCUGCAUUUUCCAAUUUCUAUCUAAAAUAUGUUUAAACCCCCUUACAAUUAAGUUGAUUAAAACAAUAACAAACACUUAUUUUGGGCAGGAGACUUGUUUAGUUGUACAUAGCCUCUUAUACUUAUUGCACAUAGCAUUGUACAUAACCUUUUAUACUUUUAUAUUUUUAUACUUUUAUACGUUAUAAAUUUAUUUUAUGCUCUUUUUAGUUUUUAUUCUAGUAUUUUAUAUUUCUCUCUGUUUAUUGUUGCACCAUCAUGACAAAACUCAUUCCUAGUCUGUGAAUUCUGUUAAUUGACAAUGGCAAUAAAACCCCUUCUGAUUCUGCCUGUAUUUCAGUCCAGAAACCCAGACAUGAGGUGAAAAAGAGAAACCCUUCUUCUGUAGAGUUGUAUUAGUAUAAUUCGUUGUUGUUUUUUGUUGUUACGAUUUUUCAAAGAGUUCCAGCAAUUCAAGGACUCAGUAAAUUCGUUAAAUUUUAAACAAGUAGCAAGGAGUGUGUGACUUUUAAUCUUUACUUAAAACAAGGCUAGUGAGAAAGUCAACUCUUGGGUGAACUUGCUUGUAAACUAACUAGUUUUGCUGGUAGCAGAACAAGAGUUGAAAAAUGACAGUGCAAUGAUGCAGAGACGUGAUGUAUGAACUGAUAGGAGGCUUGUUUUUGUAUGUUUUCUCUUAUCAGCCCUGUCUCUGUCCUCAAGAUGAAAAACGCUCUGAAGUUGCUCUACAUAAUUUGUGUGCGAUUGGUACCAAAGUUGGACUAUAAGGCUUGUGUGUCAAUAUAUCAUAGACAAAUCAGCAGUGCAGUAUGGUUAGAUGAAUCACUUGCAAAGGAAAUGUCUGAAUGUUUUAUAUUAGAUACCAGCAUGUACCUGAUAGUGUUGGUGCUGACAGUAUUAAAGUGUCGCUCAGGCCUGAGGGGGUUGUCAGUCAGCUGAACGGUGAAAAAGGUGUCUUUAUUUUCAUGAUCCUGGUCCACAGCUGUUUCUCUCUACUGAGGCAGAGUGUGCACGAGAGCAUGUGUGCAUGUGUGUUUGUGUGUGUGUGUGGUAGAGGUUCCUGUAACCAGAGAACAUGUUUGUCCCUGUAAAGCUAACCUGACCUUCUCAUUCUCUCUGAUCUCUCCCUCCCUUCCCACUUCAGGAUGAUUAUCUCUGAGCUAAAGUUACACAGAUAUUAUAGAGCAUUAGCCUGCACACACACACACACACACACACACACACAUACACACUCUAUUAUCUAAACAUCUCACUAGUGACACAUUGUUCCUGUUCUUCUCUGCGGCUCUGUCUCACUGCCUCCAUCUCUGCGUAAACGGCGCACAUGCAGAUCAAGUGUCUCUUGAUGCCAUAUCAGCUAAUGAUGAAGCCGUCUGGCCAAGUGUCACGCCCAUGGGAGCAGGUCUACAGACUGUCAUGGGUGUCAUAAUUAGACCCUUGACUGUGUUAGGUUCAUAUCGCACAGCUGUUGAUGUCAUCUCACCUUAAUCCCUCAGCACAUAUAAUCCAGUUAGUUAAAGAUGAGACUUGGAAAAUAACACUAUAUUUCCUCCUCCUCUCAUUCUGUCCUCUCAGGCUCAUCGCUGUCCCAUUAAGCAAACGUUUAGGCGUGAAGGACCGGAUUAGGAUCCGAGCCGCUUCUGUCCCAAAGCUGGAAACAUUCUACAAACAGAACAGACGGCAACCAUCCCAAGUUCGUAUUCUUGUUUUGCCUUCUCUUCAUUAACCUUCAUGUCAGUUUUCACUUUGAACAGUGUUUACUGGUCCUCAUCUUAGCAGGCUUUGGUUGUUGUAUGCACAGAAUUUGUUGAUCUUCAUUUAUGUUUGAUUAUUUAUUGAUUUAAAGAAAUUUGACUUAACUUUAAAUUUAUUUAAAACCAAUAAAAACUGUAGUUGGGGGAAAAAAAUCUGGCUACAUACCAAAGUAAAGCUAAAGUUCUGCUAAAGUAAUUAUCGAAAUCUUUAAUAAGCAGAACGAUUAUAUAAAAGGUGUUAAUGCUAAUAUCAGUAACAAAAGUGACACCAUUAUACAAUAAAAAACAAAGAUAUAUGAUAAAUAAAAGUGAGUAAUCUGAGGCAGCUCGUCUGGUGAAAUAUAAAACAUGCAGAAAUAUGAUUAUGCUGUGUCUGGUACUACUCCAAUUUCAGCAAAGUUGAGGAACUAGUUGUGCUUGCGGAGUCCAAAUAAUAAAUAACAUAAACAAGAGAUACUAACCUGUUGAUUGUCACUUCUUGCUGCUAUCUACCACUAAAGUACAAAAGCAGUGACAUGCUUGGGAUCAUUCUGUUGUACUGAACAGCAUCACAGCUGCACAGCUCGUGUCGAGCAGCUGGUCUGCAGUCUUGUUCCCUUGACCGGGUUUGUGAUGAUAUUCAUUGCAUUGCUUCCUUUGUAGCGACUCUGCACGAGUAUUAACUUCACAGUUUGUCACUAUGUGUUGAAAACAGCAGCAGUGUAGCAGAAGAGCUUGAUUGUUUGACAGUUUUACUCUGAUGAGUUGUUGGCUGUGUUGAAACAAGGAACUGAUAAGUAAAACGGAUUCAUUGAAUUCACAUGAGUCGCACAGAAGCUUGUAGGUGUUGUGUUGCAAAGGAACAAUCCUCAGUCAUGAUACAGGUUUGUUUAUGAGAUGGGUGUUCUCCCUUUAGUGUAAAAUGAUAACCUCGACUUAACAGCUCCCAUAUCAGCUGUCCUCUCCCCUCAGUUUUUUUUCUUUAUGACUUAAAUUGUUUUGAUUUUUGUGUGUGAAAAUAAGAACUUUAACUGUCUGUGAAGAAGAAGUUUUAUUCUUUUUCCUAAAUCAGUGAACAGGUGCAGGCAAGUCAGAAAAAGUUCUCAUGGAAAUCUCUAACCUCAUGGUUUCGUUUGGUAUUACAACACCUGCGACGAGACAAGACACAACUUGACUGACUAAAUGUAUCAGCCUCUCGUGUUUGCCUGUGCGCCUUGACUUGUAUUCAAAUCACCUGUUUGCAUGUGGUCUGAACCAACAGCAGAAGCAGAGGCUCAUGUUAAAAACCCUUGUUGUUCUGCUUUGUAGUUAAGAAGUAAAAGGCAGAUAACAGAAAUGCAGAAGUCCUUAGCUGUAAAACAUCUGUACAGAAUAGAUGAGGUUGUAUGAUAUUGAUUUGUGAGAUGGAUUGAUAAGCAUGCUCCGUAGAAAAUGUUGCACCGUCAGUGUUUGAAGUUGUUUUUAUUUUUCACUACAGAGCAGGUAGAGUGUGACUGUUCAUUUUCCUAUGCUUAGCUUGAAACAAAAUAAACCAUUGCUUCCUCCUGUUCUUCAGUUCCAACUUGAAAGAUGUGUUAAGUUUCUUUUCACCCUGUUUAAAGUGAAGGGAUGGAGGAAGAGAAAGCAGGAAACAUUGGACCAAGUGUUGUAGUCUUGUGACUGAAUCAUGAGAGAAGAACAGUGGUAGGUUUACAUUCAUCAUCGUAGGUGUCCUCAGUGUGACAGGUCAGGUAUGCAACUUGGAUGAUAUGUAUUUUCCUGUAAUAAAGUAGCAACGCAGCUGUCAGGGACAUCAGCGAGGGACUCUUGGUUGUAACUUUUCAGGUAUGAAAUAUUGUUUCUCAGGGAGCGAGAGUGCAGCAGGCAGCAGGAAACCUCUUUACCUCGUCUCAAAUGUUCAUAAAAGUCUAACACAGCAAUAUACAUUUAUGUUUGUGUGCAUGCAGAGUGAGAUUGUGGUCUUAGGGAAGCAGUGUGGACUAUCUCAGAGAAAGAUCCAGACCUGGUUCAGACACAGAAGGAAUCAGGAUCGACCCAGUAACACAAAAAAGUUCUGCGAGGCCUCGUGAGUCCUUCAAGUCUUUGACACACUUUCACUCAAAAAUUACAGAUGGUUGAUAUUUAGAAAUGGUAUUUAUGUUGUCAGGCCAAAAGCUUUAUUGAAAAAUGAGCCUCUUAUAAGCAUUUAAGGGAAUAAAAAUUUCAUAGUCUGCUGUUAAAUACCUUAUAGAAACAAAAUGUCCAUUAUUAGAAUUCAUCAUGUCGGAUUGAAACAUAUUCUCAUGAAAACAGUACUGCUGUAAUGCAUGUGUCUUUAAUAUUCUCUUCCUGAUAUCAUUUUCAUUCAUUCAUUCUAUUCAAAUCAGCCUCUAACAGAUGAUGGUGUUUAUUUUUAUCUCUACAGCUGGCGUUUUGUCUUCUACCUUGCAGCAUUCACUGCAGGGCUUGCUUCUCUAAUUAACGUAAGUGUGUUUAACAACACUGCACUUCACUUCACAAAUAAACAUGCUGGGUUUGCAAUGAUGCAUCAGUUUGGGGUUGGAGCAGUAAUGCAUGGAUAUUUCUUUAUCACUUGUGAAGUCAUGGUCGGAGUGCAUGCCUCUGUUUGUGUGUCAGGUCUGUGUUAAUUUUAGGCCUGGAGCUUGUUUGAUGUGAAGACUGUGAUGUUGAUUGUUUGAUCUUUCAGACUCCGUGGUUCUGGGAUCACAGAGAGUGUUGGAGGGGUUAUCCCAAACAGGUGAGCAUGAAACAGCAAGAUUUGUACCUACAAAAUAGAAUUAAUAAAAGAAGUAUUGAAUGUUAAUUACACUAAAUUAUGUUUAAAAAAUGUAGAUUAGAUGAGUAGUAGUUCAACCUAGCUUGCUUCAACUCCAAAAACAAGGUUCAAAAAACACCACUUUGUGAUCUUUCUAUUAACCCGUGAUGGGCUAUCUUGCUUUUCUUGACAUAUAUAGAUAUUUAAGUUUUACGUCAGUUUUAUUAGUAGUGACAGUUAUAUUUACUCAAUAUACUGCACUCAUACAAUAUCACAUUUCAACCUCAGACAGCUGGGAAAUUAGCUCGUACAUUUCGAGGAAAAGUGAGUAAGAAAACAAUGGCUGGGAGGUUCUCAAUAAAACAAAGUCUUCAGUGUGUGUUAACAGAUUUAGCUUUAGCAGACUUUGAGUUUAUGUCACACUUGGGUCAAACACUUCACCGUGCACAAACUUAAAGCAUGCUUUUCCCUUUCUUUUUAUUUUAUUUCGCAGUUAUCUCUGCCAUUUUUUUUGACAGUUAGUUAUGCCUGCAGGUUGACAUUCCUCUGGAGAAAACAUCCUUUCCUCGUGGGGUCACGGCCUUGAACAGCAAACACUAGAAAAAAUGUAAAGCCCUGUAGUAUCUGCAGUAUGACUGAUUACAGCUCCUGUGGGCACGACUACGCCUGACCUUUUUUCUUUGUCUGAAAUCUUGUGGUCUAGGACACAGAAAGAGAGGAUGUGUUUUUAAGAGUUAAAUACCUCAGUCAACUUCCUGCCAUUGUGGUGUUUCAGACUUUGAAUGCUGGGUGUUCUGUGAGGUGUUUAGAUUUGAGAUAGUACACCAACACUUAAUCAGCUUUCUUAAAACAGGUUGAAAGCAUUGACAAUGUGGGAUUUAGGUCUUUUAUACUUUUAUAAGAUUAUAAAGAGCUUUAGAAACAUUGAAUUAUAGCUUGACUUAACCACUGUACACACAAACCAACCAGACAGCCCUGAUAGUGUUAGAGCAAAUCUGUCAGAGUUAAUAUACCAAACAGAUAGUAUUCAACAACCUCUUUGCAAAUGACCAUUUUCCUAUUGAGUAGUACAGCACAAUCAAAAGCUAAUGAUAGCAUUUCUAACUUACACUCUCAAAAGCCAGGAAGUGGCUGAAUGUUAACGUUAGCUUUUGAUCGUCUUGUAUGAUAAGAUAAGGAAAGUGUGAACUGCUAACAGUCAAGAAAGAGGUGGCUGAAUGUCAACAUUAGUUUGUUAAAGACUGUCAUAUAUGUUCUUUUUACUUUAAAAAAUGGCCACACAUCACUCUUGAUUUUGCCUAACCAUCGUUUAUUUAGUUACUUAUCAAUCAGAACAAGUUGAGCCAAUGAUGGUUUCUCCCACUUCCUACUCUGAAGUGACUAAUAAACUGGAAUAUAGUUGGUUUUCAAACCUCUCUCAACACACACAUGCAUGCACACACGAACAAACACACAAUGGAAACUACAGUCAGUCUACAAAAUCAGUUCAUUUUACUCCCAUGGCUUCUGUACUUAUAAUCAGUUCAUUUUCCUGAGUGCCAUGCAGGUAAGCAGUAGAGAAACACCACUGAAUGUAAGUGCCUGACUGAUUGUUUUUCUCUUUCUUUCAUUCUCCAGCCUGUAGCUGAGGCCCAUCACUGGUAUUACAUCCUUGAAAUGGGCUUCUAUUUAUCCCUGCUACUAUCUGUGUCUGUGGACGUCAAGCGAAAAGUGAGUGUGACCUCAUUCGACACUCAUGGUUUUAGACAUCAGUGCAGUAUCCUGUUUUUUUCUGGAUGAUUUGCUUUUCAAAACCUUUUUCUGAACUGGCAGUUUUGAGUGUUUGUCAAAUGGUCAAAAACAUAAGCUGAAUUAUGUCAUCACUCACUCCCCAGUUACUUAAUCACAUGAUUAAACACAGAUUAUGCUUUGGAUUAUCUGGUGGUGUUGCAUCAUGGUUUUGGGGACUUCUCAUCUGCUCUUGUUUUAAAACUGAGUGCUGCUGGAUAUAAAAUCUCCACUAACAGAUGAGGACAUAUCGGUUAAAUUAAGUUAAAUAAUAAAUGAAUGAAUUGAUUUACCAUUGCAAGUAUAACUGCAAACUUCCAAAUGUAAAUCAGCCAAGAACUGAUUCAAUCUUUAAUCCCAAAAUCUGUGGUAAAAAAAAGUGGUUGUGUGUGAUUCACUGUUGGCUUUAAAACUGCUGAUCAGAGAUAUUUGAGUGUCCAACAUAACAGUAAAUCACUCCAGACAAGAUGUAAAUCGGUCUCCCCAAUUUUUGGACGCUAUUGAUGAAAAAGACCACAGGCAGAGAGCUGCUGACGUCUCAGUUCUGCUACUGCAAAGCUGACAUUCACUGUGUGGUCUCUGUCUGUUCACUUUUGCGUUCCAGGAUUUCAAGGAGCAGGUUAUUCAUCACAUCGCCACCUUAUUCCUUAUUGGCUUCUCCUACUGCGCCAACUAUGUGAGGGUUGGCACUCUGGUAAUGUUUGUACACGACUCUUCUGACUUCCUGCUGGAGGUAAGACUCAAAUCCUGACUAAUAAUUGACAUUUUAUUGAUUUGAUUCAGCAAUAUGAGGAUAUUUUGAUACCUAACAUGUUUAGUAUGUAUUGCUUAUCAUAUAUUGUUGUCAUCAAAGUCAUUGAAGGUGGACAGGCAAAAAUGAAAAAAGAGAAAAAUACUAAAUGCAGCAUUUAAAGUGAAUGAAUCUUGUCUACUCCUGUGCAGUGCUUUAAAGUGCCACAAACUCUGUACAAAAGUCAAAGGGAAGUGAACUUGAAUAAAGCCAUUGUUUAUUUGUAUUCUCUCACUCAAACACAUUACAACCCUUUAUCUAAUAUAAACAGUCAUACAUGGAAAAGCAUUAUUGUCUGCUGUAAAUUAAUUACCCACAAGUCAAUCCAAUGAUUUGUUGUGUUUGUUUUUGCUGGGCUGAUUUUACUAGUUGUAACAUUUUACUGAUAACAUCUGAAAACUAUGAGUGAUAUUUCAGCCGUGAGGGAAGUAUGUAGGGCCCGCCAUGUGACCUCAGACGUGACUGGGUGUCGUCUGGCACAGAAAAGGGACAAUGAUAUGGGUGUCAUGUUCUGACAGUGACUCCGCUCUACUAAGCAGACAUGAGUUUUUAUGGCGGUGAACCUUUCUGGUGUCAUGUGAAAAUUGUGACCCUCAUAAAUUUAAGAAUAACAUAAAGUUGAUCAUGUUUUAGUUGGUGACAGUCUGCUGUAAACUUAGCUUUAAUCAUCUGCCUCUACUUUUGUUAUCAGUUUUACAUUAUAUGAUUUCAAGAUGGAGCGGUUUUUCCUUUCCUUUCCAUUUUCCUUUAAUUGAUAAAAAGCGUCAAAGCAGUUUGUAGUUAAACAGACUAUCCUAAAGUCAAGUUAAAACACUGAGUCUCAUCUUGACCACUCUUAGUAACUUCAGAAACAGUGUCAACAGAAGCAUAGAGUUGUAUAAAGAUAUAAAUCAUAGAUGACAGCUGGUUUUGUUGCUUUUUUUUGCUAUUACUGAUAACUAACAGUCACGUUCAUCAUCUGAUAGUCUGCCAAGAUGUUCCAUUAUGCUGGCUGGACGACAACAUGUGACUCGCUUUUUGUCGUCUUCGCUGUGGUCUUCCUGGUGACAAGACUUGUGGUGUUACCCAGCAGGUAAAACUUCAUGUUUCUGUCUAGAUUUGACAUUGCUUUUGAUUAAAACCUUAUUUAAGUAUGCUGAAACAGAUGCCAGGGUUUGCACAAUGCCUUCAACUUUUGGAGUGCAAGUUUUUUGUGCAUUUAUCGUUUAGUUUACAAACUUCUGUUCUUGGUUUAGCAUUAUUUGAAUGUGGAUUAUGAGUCCUGUGGUGUGAAGUUUUGUUGGAACUGUAAUGGAUCGGCUCUGUUGUCCUGGAUCACCCACCUGUGUCCAUGCAUUCUCAUAUUUCCUCAUGCAUCUUUGCCCUCUUUUCCCUCUCUCUCACCCACCAACUAGGACUUCCCCAGUUUCAAAGCAGGCAGGCAGGUUUAUAGUAUAUUGAAAGAAUUGAUUUUGUUGACAUACUACUUAAAGCUCCUGUGAGGAGUUUUUUGAUGUUUAUGAAACAAGCUGAAAAUCAUACUGAUUCAUUUUAUAACAUAAAAAAACUAAAGUGACAAGAAUAACAGUUUUCAUUUAUGUCUCAAAUCGAUGCAGCGGGUAAGUGUUAGCCAAGCAGAGAGAUUUUUUCUGCCAGCUGACUCUACUGAAGCUUGUGAAAGGCCAGAAAAGCAAAGACUGCUUUGUCCACAGGAGGGGCCAAAAUCAAGAGUUCUUAACAGGAGCUUUAAGUGCAGUAACCAACCUUCUUAGCAUUUGGUACGGUAGCAUAACUAAAACUGAUGCAUGUGUGCUUUCCAGAGUGAUCUACUCAACCCUGGUGGUUUCGAAAGACUACUUCAAGCCCUUCAAUGGUUAUUAUUUCUUCAAUGCUCUGCUGUUAGUGCUGCAGGCACUGCACAUCUUCUGGGCUUAUCUCAUCCUGCGUAUGGUCUAUAAGUUUGUGUUCCUCGGCAAGGUAAGGAAAAUUUUUUUAAAAAGGAAGGGGAAGGAAAAUAUCAAGCGUUAUCCACAUCAAAAAUUUUAUUAUUCCUAUUUUUUCUCCAUAGGUGGAGCGUGAUGAGCGUAGUGAUGAGGAGAGUGAGGUGGAAGAUGAAGAGGAAGAGGAUGAGCCGGAAGAAGAUGGUGACGAGUUCAGCUGGGAGCAAAGAAAGGGUACAAUCAACUCCAAACUGGCAUCACUGGCUAACAACUGUGUCCUGAACAACCUGACCAACCAGAGGAAUAUAAACAGCAGACUGCCCAAAGCCAGAUAGUGGAGCGGCCUCAAUUAACAUCUACAAAGAGUCAAAUCUAAAAGGUUAUUUACACUUUCCUGUACUGGAGAAAAACUCAUAACUGACAGACAGACAUUUGGCUUUGUGAACAUCCAACUUGGUCCACUGAAGAUUUCAGCUGAGGGUAAGUCCACAUCCUGCAUAUCUUGAAAAAAAAAAAGAACAAGCACAGAUGAUUGUAAAUCUGCACCCCUAGUAUCAGACUGGGAGGAAACACCAUCACUACUGUCACUCAUACACCAGAAUCCUGUAAGAAUGGUGAAACAAGGAGAUGGUUUGUUUAUUUUAUGUGUUGUAUGCAGAUUUUAUAUUUAUUUUUAAUGAACUCUGAAAAAAGUGGUUUGUAAAUACACAAGUGUAACAGUUCAUGGACUGUGCGAUGAUUCCUUUAUACUUAAGUUGGGUCAACAAGAAACACUUAAUGUUUUUUAUACAAUCUGUCAUGAGUCAUGUUAAGUUUUAAACAGAGGCAGAACUUGUAAUUCUCUCACAAAGCUUUGUAUCCACAAUAACUCACAUUAUGUUGAUUGUGCAUAGACCUUGAUUGUAGUAUCUGUUGAUAAAAUACUUUAUAUAUCUAUUUUUAUGCAUUAUUUGCUCUACAGAAAACUUUAAUGUUGUUGUAAAUCCUCCUGCAGCUCCACAUGCAUCUGAAACUUGUAUUUUUUUUUCUGGAAUAAGAUUUGAUUUGGGUUUGUAAGUAAAGCUAUGGCGCCCCCUGGUGCACAGAGAGGAAACAUGUCCUUGUAGAGAAGGCAACAUUCUAUGUAAUGAAACUUACUUUUACAGGAAAACAGUAGAGUUGAAAUACAUCUGGAGUUAAAGCAUCUAGUUGAGUGUUUUUUCGUCAUGACAGACAGCAUGAGAUCUCAUCAAGGUUUUUGACAAAGUUUGCACCACUGGACUUCAGUUUUGUGGCUUAGCUGCUGUUUUUACAUUAUUAGCGAGCACUUGAUCUUUUUCAAAAACUAUGUGUGUAAGUAGAGUGGACAAACUCACAGGCCAGGCCUUACUGUGACUGGUUUCACUGUUUUACUUCAUGUGAAGGUGGGGCUGCUUCAUGUCUGUAAGUGACAGGUUUGCUGACAGAUGGGCAUUAAUGAAAUGUGAUAUAUAUUUAUUGACAUCUUUAUUGUAUGCAGAGAUCCAAAGUCUUUAUCCAAUGAAUAAAUGUCAAACUGGAAUGUAAAGAUCAAAAGUUUAUUAUGAAAGUUGUACACAUAUUUUGAUACUCUAGAAAAAUACUCUACUACUUUGUUAAGACUUCAGAAUAUGCUGUUUUAUCAGAAGAUGAUGUGAGGCUCAUUGUCUGUUCUGUUUCCAGGGCUAGUUUUAAGUGAAUCAUCACAAUUGUCAACAGAAGAGCACAGAGAUUGUUUGUACAUAUACAGUACAAUACGCACUGAAUAAGAGAAAGGUUGUGCCUGAAUGUGGACAGGGUCUUUAUAACACUGAGGCUCACAACACAAAGUGGGAUUUAAGUUGUAGAGCACUAAAAGGGCAGAUCCACUGAACACCACACCCCAAACCCCCUUACUAAAAUGAUGCUUUUAUGAAAUAAAAAAAAUACUUAGCAAGGGGGAAAAUCAAGUUUUCCUGAAAGUGACACUUGACUGUCCUCUUGUGAGUACACAUGGAGGGUUUAUUGAUUGUGUGUAAAGUUGAUGAGUUUUAAUAAAUGACUUUUAUUGAAAUAAAUGA